AUGUUAGUGAACUGGUCUUAUCAUGAAAUGAACUGGUGCCAGGAGACAGACACCAGUCUGCUCCUCCGUGUCUGCUGCUGCAACCUGCUGCACCACUUCCACCCUCCGGACGAACAGACAGCGGGUGCCUGCCUGCGAGUCAGCAUGGAGCAGGAGGGGGUGCUGGUCCAGUCUAUGUACUACGGGAGAAUUGGAAGCGAGGCCACAGAGAGGCUGCUGGAGAGGUUUGGACAUGACGGCAGCUUUCUGCUGAGAGACAGCGAGACCAUGCAGGGGGCCUACUGUCUGUGUGUGAGGAAAGCACCGUUUGUGCACACCUACAGACUCAUGCACUCCACUGAGGGCUGGAGUCUUCAGAUUUCAGGGGUCAGACAGCAGAGAUUCAGGACGGUGGAGACAUUGAUAGAGAACAUCAGAAGGGGCACAGCCUCUGGUGUCAGGAUACCCCCCCUCACAGACCCACUGGACAGAGCACAGCUACAGUACUUCAGCUCUGGAGAAGACUUUGCCUACAUGGAAAUGAGCAGCAGCAGCAGCAGCAGCAGCUCUCUCUGUUGAGGCCGUACCUUCACACCGGCGGACCACCGCCGUAAAUCAGGUGGACAAACUGAAGAUGAAGAGGAGCGCACAUUUAUGUGGCACAUCAAGAAUAUGUCACAUUUCUUCGGGGUUUUCCAUGUUUAUUUUUAUCAAACCCCUAACCCCAACCCGUGUCACACAGAGUAUCGGUUUCAAAGAAUUUCACACAUGGUGUUUUACCUAACAACAACGGUGAAAAAGAAGCCACUGCAGUGUAUUAAACAUGUCAGAUUCUACUCAAGAGACCUUGAAAGUCAUUGAAAUGUUUUUGAUUUGGUGUCAUGGCAAACACUGUAUUUUGUUGCUGUGGUUUCCUGUUCUCAAACCUGUGUUCUUCACAUGUGAUGGGUCAUAACUGUGUGCUGUGUAUUAUGUUGUUUUUUGUUUUUUUUUUGCCAUAAAGAAAAUAUAUUUUUCAUAGUCGUGAUCAUGAACUGUGGUAUGUUUUUUUUUUCUACACAGACAUUGGGUUGAUGGGUUUUUGUGUCUUCUAUCUGCUCGUGUGCAGUAUCUAUACGAUCUGUGUGGUUGUCUGCACGUUUGAUUUAUCUUACCUGAAGCGACUAUAACGGGCCCACUGAGUCUAACAACACAGGAAAUGAAGCACUGCAGAUGGUACAAUCUAUUGUGGUACACUUAAUUCACCAUGUGACUUUAUUACGAUAUCUUAUAUCCAAAAUACAAGCUGAUCUCAGGUCUUACAACAAGCUCUCGCUGCUGCCAGAAGUUCUUUUGUUUGUUAAUUGCAGUGGUUGUGUUCAUUGUUGCUGUAAUAUUUAAUUCUCAGUGAUUUCUCUGUGGCCGACUGGUUCAGUUUCUUAGGCUCAUUCAAGCCAGGCCUUCAAUAAAAGCUAAACUUUC
Seriola dumerili (greater amberjack) is the source of this 1440-nucleotide messenger RNA. Its product is annotated as SH2 domain-containing protein 1A-like. Bases 1 to 558 code for a protein of 185 amino acids. Lineage: Eukaryota; Metazoa; Chordata; Actinopteri; Carangiformes; Carangidae. The record is from RefSeq and is a predicted model, not a curated record. The transcript has 5 exons.